CCCUGCAAAGCCUGCCUGCACGCUCACGCUCACUUUUACCCCACUCUCAUGGUCCGGUACCUCCUCAGCGUAGCCACUCUCUCCGCUCUGUACUUGUGGCUCUGGGUCUCGUCCGUUGAUCACUGCACAUCUGACAUUGCUCCUCGCGACUGAUCACGACACACUUCUUGGAUCAUCUUUUGUCUCUCGCCCCGACAACGACGCCCGCACGCACACGUUCGCCGCCGGAAGGAUCGGAGUGGCGCGCUGCCGGGGACUGCUGUUCGUUCUAUCGAGUCAGGCGCGAUCUCUCCGGACAUUGGAACAAAGGAAUCGUCCGACAACUAUUUCGCACUUCUUUUGAUUCUACACACAGACCGACACGCCCGCCAUCAUGACUGCCGCAAAGGAAAUGUCCCGCCCGGCGAGCCAACAUCGCCUGUCCGUGGGCUCCCCUGCCAACAGCUUACCAACGCGGAAUUCAUACAGCCGCACACACUCUCACACGACCUCCUUGGGUGCCGUCAACCCCACGAACCGCAUUAAUCGUCGAAAGAGCUCAACAUUCUCCCGACCCGCAAUCAAUGGUGCGGCAUUGGACAAUGCCGUGGCCGAGGGCACAAUCGUGAACCGCCGCAGUUCCAUGUCGAAAUCCGCCCUUGCGUCGCUAAACGACGGACAUGCCGCCAUGCCCAGCAGCCUCCCGCAGCACGCCUCCGUUCCAGAGGACUCUGCAGUCGUCGACGGUCCUUCGCUCUCGUCCUUUCAGCACGAGAAGGCAGCAGCGAAGAUGCGAAGAGCGAGCGACGGAACGCGUCUGAGCAAGAAGGAAAAGGCAGCUACGGGAGAGCUCAAGUGCGAGCACUGCGGCAAGGCAUACAAACAUGGCAGUUGCUUGACCAAACACCUCUGGGAACACACGCCCCAAUGGCAAUACACCUCGAAACUGCUCAUUUCGAAACACCAGCAGGUCCAGCUUCUCGAAGCUGCCUCGGUCUUGGUCGCCAUGAAUCAAGAGGGCAAGGAUGGCGGAGACAGUGACGAUUCGUCCUCACCAGCCGCGUCCGGCUCCUCAGGCAUGCGGGACGAGGACUUGAGCUCCAACGAGACCACGCCUCCUCCGCAGAGCGAGCACGCGUAUAGGGACAGCAAGCGUUUCAGCGGUAAUAGCAGUAUCUAUUCGCGCUCGUACCAAUCGGUCUUCUCGAACGGAAGCGUUCCGAACGGAGAGCACGGCUUUUCGCACCACCGACAAUGGAGCAUGUCUAGCGCCAGCAGGCCAAUGACAGCAAAUACUUCCAUUGCGGAGAGCUACCGCGGGGAUGAAGACCCCCAGGAUUUGGCGGCUGCAGUGGGACUUCUCAGCUGUAGCUACGGCACUCCCAAAAAUGGCCCAACGGCCACCGGAGUCGAUGUACCGCCAGUCCCGCCGCUCCCUGCCAAAUACCAGGCCCACCAGCCUCAGCCAUAUUCCAACUACCGCAAUCAGGGCGAUGUCGAGAUGGAAGAUGAGGAUUCUGAUGACGAGCCCCACCGUCAACACCACCAUGCUCGUAACGACGAAGCAGAAUACGGCAUGUUUGGCAAGAUGGACGCGUAACACAAAAAGUACGCUUAUACAAUGACUUUUCUUUCCUUGCAGCAAAUGUCGAUGAUCAACAAAAAACCCAUGAAUGGAACGCAAACACGAUAACAACAUAUUUCACCAGUAGCAGUAGCAUUUCCGGAGCAGGAGGGGAUCUAGGCCAUGAUGGCGGAGGGGCGAAACUAGGCUCAAGGAGGCGGCGUUUUUCGUUCGAAUUUGGUUGAAUUGGAACCUUUGUCAAAUUGCAUAUUCCGUUCGAAGUGAGAGUAGGACAAAUCCGCUGGCGUGGCGCAGCUAGCCCGCUCAUCAGGAUCCAAAGGAGAAGGAAAAGAAUUUGUUGGCGAAAGUUUAGCUCCGCAGGAUAACUCAUAUUUUCCAGGCACCGAUGAGCAGAAAGGCAGAAACACGAACUUUGUCAUUGGAUACUGUUCGUCGAUUCCACUUUCCGCGAGGUUAAAGCUGGGGAAUUUGGAGAGGUAUUGUUAUCUCUUUUGCGUUGAGCAGACCACAGACAGCGAAGCAAUGGAAGCACUGAUGCAUAAAUAUGGGAUUUCCACAACGUUUCGUGUCUUGAGCAGGAAU
Molecule: messenger RNA, 2146 nt
Organism: Cercospora beticola
Lineage: Eukaryota; Fungi; Ascomycota; Dothideomycetes; Mycosphaerellales; Mycosphaerellaceae
Source: RefSeq, a predicted model, not a curated record